GACUUAAUGAUAAGCCGGAAUAAAACUGUCGAUCAGAUUCGCAUUUACAGCAGUCGCAUCGAGUCCUGUCUCGCAGUUUCGUAUGAGGGGAUUUACGAUUUGUUUCUGAUUCUUCAAUUUCGACAGUUACCAAUUUCUGCGGCGACAUUUACUUAAAGCACCAUUAAUCCACGUUAAUCGCAGUUUUUAGCAUAAAAAAAUCCGUCAUGCCUUCGACGCGCGAUCUCGUCAACGAACUCAUCGCCAAAGACUCGGUUGUCAUAUUCUCCAAGACGUACUGUCCCUACUGCACGAUGGCCAAGAAGGUGUUUGACUCGUUGAAGAAGAAGUACACGGCAAUAGAGUUGGAUGAUAGGGAAGAUGCGCAGGAGAUACAGGAUGUGUUGGGCGAAAUAACUGGUGCCAGGACAGUGCCCAGGGUAUUCCUCAAUGGAGAGUGCUUAGGCGGCGGUACCGAUGUAAAGAAAUUGUACGAGAAUGGCGAGCUCGAAAAAAAAUUUUGAAUUUUCCUUGCCGAAGCAUGCUGUGACCGAUUACAAAUAAUGUUUAUUCAUAAUAAGAAGCAACUCUACUCUAACAAUAAAUACAACGUAUCUUUGUUGGCACAAGAGAAGAUACAAAGAUAUCUUUAGAACGAAUUUCGGUUCUUAUUCUGUUUCCAUCGGUCGUGUUUUUGAUUUUGAUUUAACAAUUAACUUUAACAUUGUUUACUCGAAUACUCGUGCAUAAAUAACAAAUAAAACACGGCCAAGUAACAGUCUAUCACACAAUACGCAGUUUAUAUUUAAAAAUUAAGUGUAUAAAAAUAUUAUGCGUUUUAAAGCGUAAAAUUUUCGUUUAAGCUUUUGUAUAUUUUCUAUAAUUUAAUUCAGUUAAGGCUGAAUAAAAACGUGCAAUGUUUUUAUAUAUUUAACAAUUUGUAAAACAAUUGUCGAUUAUGUUAGAUUUUCUUAUUAAUUGUAUUUUAUUCAAUAUUUACUUUUUUUCGUUCUUAUUUGAAUUUUGGAAAUUACUUAUAUCAACUUUCACAAAUAUAAAUUAUCUUUGAUCUCAGUUCAAUUUAUCCUUUAUCUUUUUCUAGCUUUUAGAACUAUGGAAAGAAAGAUAUUAUAAAAUCAAACUGCAUGUAGUAUAGUUUUUAUUUUUGGCUACGUAACUUAAUAAGAUAUUGAUUCAACUGGUUGAAUAUAGCUCUUACAGC
Molecule: messenger RNA, 1201 nt
Organism: Monomorium pharaonis (pharaoh ant)
Lineage: Eukaryota; Metazoa; Arthropoda; Insecta; Hymenoptera; Formicidae
Product: glutaredoxin-C4
Exons: 3
Coding region: 207-503 (98 amino acids)
Biological process (GO): cellular response to oxidative stress
Cellular component (GO): cytoplasm
Molecular function (GO): glutathione disulfide oxidoreductase activity
Source: RefSeq, a predicted model, not a curated record